Molecule: messenger RNA, 791 nt
Organism: Impatiens glandulifera
Lineage: Eukaryota; Viridiplantae; Streptophyta; Magnoliopsida; Ericales; Balsaminaceae
Exons: 4
Coding region: 95-586 (163 amino acids)
Cellular component (GO): Golgi apparatus
Source: RefSeq, a predicted model, not a curated record
UUAUUCGUCGCCGGCCGCUCACAAAUUUUCUUGCUUUUUUCAAAGCUGAAUCCUCUCAAACACGCCGGAGAAGAUCGCCGUCGCCGUCACCGUCAUGGCACCAAAGAGAGAAAGAACCAAACCGACUGAGACAGAACACGCACCGAAGAGAGUCACUAGGAGCUCGACUCGGCUUAAUGGCACUCAAUCUGAACUCGCGGUGACUCAAACCUCGCCGAUCAAGAAGAAGACGCCUAAGAAGAAAGUUCCUGUUAAGGUCAAGAAAACGCCCGUUAAAGAGGUUCCAGUUUCUGCUGCUUCUAAGGUUCCCGAUGUUUUGAAGUCGAAAACGAUUGUCAUCGAGCACUGCAAACAAUGCAAUGCAUUCAAAACAAGAGCUUUUCAAGUGAAGGAUGGUUUGGAAAAAGGUGUUAGCGGCGUCACAGUCAUUGUCAAUCCAGAAAAGCCAAGAAGAGGUUGCUUUGAAAUUCGAGACGACGAGGGAAAAAAAUUCAUCAGCCUUCUGGAGAUGAAGCGACCAUUUUCGGCGAUGAAGGAACUUGACAUGGACAAUGUGAUUGCAGACAUUGUCGAGGAUAUAAAGUAGAGUGAUAAUUGACUUGUUUUAUUAUUAUUAUUAGAUGAUGAAGAUGAAGUGGAUUCAUUGGAAACUAAGGUAGGCAAUCUUUUUAUUUUGGUGUGGUGAAAUGUUGCUUAGGGAUUAUUUGAUUGUCUUUUUUCUCUCUUUUAACUAGAUUGGAAUUUAUUAAUACUUAAUUAUUAAUCUUUAUAACUUGCUGGGUUGCCUUUGA